AUGACAUGCGACACUGACGAAAACGACAACCUUUAUAAAAUCGAUAUAAGAAUUGAGGAUGAUGAAGGCAAUCACCUUAAAGAGCUUUUUGAAAAAGGACUCGGUUCACUCUUAGAUGAUAAGCAUUUUUUAUUACUUUAUGUUCCUGAAGACAAUGGUGACAAGAUGCAAAUUGUACGACCUGCCAGCAAUCUAUUCCAUCGAAGACGCAUGAUCAAAAGGAUUAAUGAAGCCAAACGCAUUCCAUCUUUUUAUUACGCAUUGUCACACCUUUGGGGGCUUACAGAAAACAACCGUUAUCACUGGAAUGAUAUCAAUGAAUACGUGAAUGACGAAAACGGACAACCAGUAAAGCCUGUAUCCAUGCGACCUGAGAAACGAGAUGCAUUACUUACAAUGCUCCAGGACCAUCCUGACAGCUAUUGGUGGAUUGAUGUCUUGUGUGCACGUACCAAUACACCUUUGCAUAUCAUGGGUGAUAUUUAUUCUUGUUGUCUUGAAUGUAUUGCCAUGAUCGAUUGUGAUCCAACCCUGAUACAUACCAUUCACACGAUGUCGGAUAAAGCAAAAGAUUUCGAGGAACUACAUUUCAAUGCAGGAGGAUGUCCAACCUACGACCAGAUUUAUCAUACGAAAGCUCCUCAGCUGAUUGAAUCCUUGUGCACAUUCGUACAAAGGCAAUGGUGGCAACGUGUAUGGACUUGGCAGGAGAUGGCGCUUCCUGUUGGAGACGUGCGGUUCAUAGCUGAAACAGACACGCUACACCUACCACCAACCCACACAAUCACUCUGAAUGAAUUGCUUCGAUUUAAGAAAAUGGUGAGGCUCAUGUGGGAUCGUGGCGUACGCGAUACGUUGCAUGAUAGAGAUGCCAAGGCAAUGAAGUUGGUAUCCAAGGUACUUGAUGACAUUUACGGUGCCAGAAAAUCAAACAAGUAUCGUAUCUCGGGAAGCAAGGAUAGAUUUUACUUUCUUCUGUGGUCAUUACGUGAUUCCACAAGACGAUGUUAUGACCCAGCUGAUUAUGUUUAUGGUGUGCUCGGCAUGUUGCAGAUCAAAAUUCCAAGAAUGGACGAUCCGAAUGCUGUUUGGCGGCAUUUGUUGAUGGCGCUGGAUGAUUAUAUGAAAGAUGAUGAUGAUGAUGAUAGGUCUGGCUCUCCAAGUUGCGUUGAUCGUGCUGACAUCAUCGACUUGUGCAAAGCUAAAAAUAUCGGUUAUGUAUACAAAAAGCUGAUUGAGAUCUAUUUUGGAUUCAAAUAA
This is a messenger RNA of Lichtheimia ornata, 1260 nucleotides long. RefSeq lists its product as uncharacterized. The transcript is spliced from 3 exons. NCBI's taxonomy places the organism in Eukaryota, Fungi, Mucoromycota, Mucoromycetes, Mucorales, Lichtheimiaceae. The record is from RefSeq and is a predicted model, not a curated record. The coding region runs from base 1 to 1260 and encodes 419 amino acids.